Molecule: messenger RNA, 798 nt
Organism: Cyphellophora europaea CBS 101466
Lineage: Eukaryota; Fungi; Ascomycota; Eurotiomycetes; Chaetothyriales; Cyphellophoraceae
Exons: 1
Coding region: 1-798 (265 amino acids)
Source: RefSeq, a predicted model, not a curated record
AUGGCCGACAACGUCUCUGCCUUCCGCGACCGUUCCCAGCACCCUUCCAUCGGUGGAGAUUUCCUCAUUCCCGAGGGCUGGGGCUAUCUUGCCACGCCCCGUACCAACGAUCUGCGCACUCGCCUCGGCUCCCAGCCCAGCAGUAACAUCGAACAGGAGACGCAACGCGUCAAUAGCUACCAGCUCAUCCAGCCAUCACCACGGCUCCACCAGGAGCUUCGCACGUCCGCUGGCUUCGCACAAGAUCCUUACGUGCUGAUGCCCAGCCAAAUGAGCAACCGCCUCGGUGACUUCGGUGGUGGCAGCGGCAAUACUCUUCUUUGUGGGUCGCUGGGCCAGCAGCAUCAGCAGCAAUGCCAGCAACUCGUUAUGGUCCCCGUGUACAUUCCCAUCUACGGUUCGCCGGACCAGCGAUGGCCCGGCACCUCAAUGACCGGGCACCAACAAGGAACCUCACAAGGCGCACCGCCCGGCCACCAGGGCAUGCACAUGCCCAUUUCAGGCUGUGGACUGGUACAGUAUCCUUUGGCCCCUACACUAAUCGGCCCUGUGGAGAAGCAGAAGAAGCGUCGUGCGCCACCCAGUCCACAGUAUUUGCAUAUGACGGUGCAAGAGAUGAUUGAGGAGUUGGCGUACAGGAAUGUUGACACUGCGCAGCUGCAGGCGAAGAGGGCGAAAAAGGCCGAUUACAUUGGGCAGUUGCAGUGGGCGGAUCGGGAAGGCAUUCGGGGGAGGGGUGCAUGGAAGAGCUGCCAUGGGAAUGCGCCGCCGCUGUCGGAGAUCAUAAGGAAUAAAUGA